Symbiodinium necroappetens is the source of this 447-nucleotide messenger RNA. NCBI's taxonomy places the organism in Eukaryota, Dinophyceae, Suessiales, Symbiodiniaceae. The record is from the annotation of a GenBank genome assembly.
GCCAUCGGCGUCACCAACUACUCUGUGCGACAUCUGAAGCAGCUGAUGAAGACCUGCAAGAUAAAGCCGAUGAUCAACCAGGUGGAGUUCCACCCUAGACUUGUUCAGAAAGAGCUGCUGGAGUUCUGCCAGAAGCAUGGCAUCGUUUUGCAGGCCUAUGCCUCCUUGGGCUCCGGCGACGCGUCCCAGGCCGAGAGCUUCUUCUCCUUCCCGCCGGUGAAAGCGGCGGCCAAGGCCCAUGGCAAGACCGGGGCCCAGGUUCUGCUGCGAUGGGCCAUGCAGAAAGGCUGCCACGUUGUACCCAAGUCGGUGCGCCCAGAGCGCAUGAAGGAGAAUGCGGGCGUCUUCAACUUCAAGCUGUCUAGCGCAGAAAUGAAGGCCAUCGACGCCCUGCAUACUGGAACUCGGUAUGCUUGGAAGGGCUUGGAUCCGGACACGGUGGAGUGA